GCUAGUCGCGACUCGCGACUACGAUAUUUUACCUUGUUGCAUUUAAACCAAUAGUCAAUUUAAAUAAUUGUUCAAUGUGCUUGUAUUGAACUCAUCAGUAGACCACAGUCCGCUAAACUGUUGUACCUUAUUUACAAUUAUUAUUGUUGACUAGUGAUAAAUCUGUUACUAAUUAAUUUAUACGUUAACGUUUAUUUUACUUACAAUUAUGGCUGCUGUCCUGGACGAUGUCGGGAAAUCCAAAUCUGUAAAAAAAACCGAAGAAGUUGUCGAAGAUGAAAUCGAAGACAUUGAUGAUGUUACUGCAGCCAUCAAGAAGAAAAGAAAGCGUAGAAAGAAGAAAUCGCAGACAAGCGAUGAAACCGAAACCAACGGUAAAGACGAAGUGGACGAUGAAGUGACUGAUGGCGUAACCAAUAUAAAUAUGGAAGAAAGUACAAAUGUAGAAGGAGAAAAGAAAAAGUCAAAACGCCGUGGGAAAAAAAAGGAAAAUAAAGAAGAACCGGUGGCCGAUUCGAAAGAGAAAAAACAAACAAAUCCGCCAUCGGUACCUAUUCACGAGUUAUAUCCUACGAGUGAAUAUCCGGUUGGCCAAGAAGUCGAAUACGACGGUCGAAUGGGCAAACAGCGUAUCACGAGCGAAGAAAAACGAGCAAUCGAACGUUCGAGAUACGACGAUUACAACGAUGCCCGACGUGCGGCCGAAGCUCAUAGACAAGUACGCAAGCAUAUUCAGAGCUGGGUAAAGCCCGGUAUGACGAUGAUUGAAAUCUGUGAAGAACUGGAACGUUGUUCCAGAACUCUGAUAGGAGAAGACGGACUCAAAGCCGGCUUAGCGUUUCCCACUGGUUGUUCGAGGAACAACUGCGCCGCCCAUUAUACGCCAAACGCUGGCGAUCCGACGGUUUUAUUGUACGACGACGUGACCAAAAUCGAUUUUGGUACUCACGUGAAUGGUCGCAUCAUCGAUUGUGCGUUCACGUUGACUUUCAAUCCCAAGUACGAUAAACUCGUAGAAGCUGUUCGAGACGCCACCAAUACAGGCAUAAAAGCAGCCGGUAUUGAUGUGAAAUUAUGUGAAGUCGGCGAAGCCAUUCAGGAAGUAAUGGAAUCCUAUGAAGUAGAACUCGACGGCAAAACAUACCCUGUGAAAUCUAUAAGAAAUCUCAACGGUCAUUCAAUCGAUUCAUACAGAAUUCACGCCGGUAAAACCGUGCCGAUCGUUAAGGGCGGCGAAGCGACCAUGAUGGAAGAAAACGAAUUCUACGCCAUUGAAACGUUCGGUUCGACGGGACGCGGCAUAGUGCGUGACGAUAUGGAAACGUCGCAUUACAUGAAAAACUUUGAUGCGCCGUUCGUACCUUUGCGUUUGCAAGCGUCUCAAAAGCUACUCGGCGUAGUCAAUAAGAAUUUCGGUACGUUAGCGUUUUGUAAACGUUGGCUCGAUAGAGUGGGAGCCACCAAAUAUCAAAUGGCCUUGAAAGAUUUAUGCGAUAAAGGUAUUAUGGACGCUUAUCCGCCGUUGUGCGACAUUAAAGGCUGUUACACGGCCCAAUUCGAACAUACCAUCGUCCUGAGACCGACGUGCAAAGAAAUCAUCAGUAAAGGCGACGAUUACUAAUUUAAAAUGUAAAAUACGAGUGAUUAUAUAUAUAAUCACUAAAAACAACAUUAUGUUAUGAUUAAAAUUUCAGCUCUUUGUGGCCAAUAAAGUAAAUAAAAAACAAAUUCAGCAUUAUAAUAAAUGAAAAAGCCUAUACAAAAAAAAAAAAAAA
Messenger RNA from Adelges cooleyi (spruce gall adelgid), 1775 nucleotides. RefSeq names its product methionine aminopeptidase 2 (gene und). Gene Ontology annotation, molecular function: metalloaminopeptidase activity. Gene Ontology annotation, biological process: proteolysis. NCBI's taxonomy places the organism in Eukaryota, Metazoa, Arthropoda, Insecta, Hemiptera, Adelgidae. The transcript is spliced from 8 exons. The record is from RefSeq and is a predicted model, not a curated record. Bases 209 to 1621 code for a protein of 470 amino acids.